CUCACACACACACACACGGUGUUUAUCUCUCACCACGUUUUGCAGAGCAGCGCACCGCGUCUCGCGCACUGGUCGGGUCACUGAUCACCCUCCGGGUUUAUCAGCGCGCGCCGUCGCACCGCUCUCCGGGGUUUCUUGGUCAAUAACCGAGCGCCGUGUGGGGUGUGAUGGAGCGUGUGUGAUGGAGUGUGUCCCGUAGAGAGGAAUCACAGGAGCAUGGAGGAGGAAAUACCGGGAUUAUUACUGCUGCUACUGCUGCUGAGUCGCGCGUGCGUCCCGGAGCAAGUGUUGCACAGGCCAGCUGUGCUGGAGACGUCAACCAAUGGGAUUUGUCACUAUGGGAACAGAGUGGAUUGCUGUUGGGGCUGGACACGAGAGAGCUGGGGACAGUGUCGACCGGUGUGUGAGUUGGGCUGUAAACAUGGCAAGUGUGUUGGUCCAGAUCAGUGCCGCUGUUACCAGGGAUACACAGGCAAGACCUGCAACCAAGAUGUGAACGAGUGUGGGCUGAAGCCGCGGCCAUGUAAACACCGCUGUAUGAACAUGGUGGGCAGUUAUAAGUGUUUCUGUCUCACUGGCUACAUGAUGACCUACGAUGGCACCUGCAGGAACGCCCGAACGUGUGCGAUGGCUAACUGUCAGUAUGGCUGUGCGGUGAUGAAAGGGGAGGUCAUAUGUCAAUGCCCAUCGCCAGGGUUACGGCUUGGUGUAGACCGCAGGACAUGUGUUGACAUUGAUGAGUGUGCGAUGGGUGUGGCUAAGUGUCCGAGGUUCCGGACAUGUGUGAAUACAUUUGGCAGUUACAUCUGCAGAUGUCACAAAGGUUUCGAGUUGCGCUACAUCAAUGGCAAAUACCAUUGUAUAGAUAAGAAUAACCCCUGCUAUGAAAAGCCAGACUCCAAAAAGUGCAGAUGUAAACCUGGGACCAGGGGGUGGAGCUAUGACUGCAAAUUUGUUAUUACAGUGACUGUUGAUCCAGCCAGACCGUUUACAAAACCCAGACCCACAACUAAAAUCACAACAGCAACAUUUACCUCGACUACGAGCCAACAAACCACAACCAAGAAACCAGCCGCAACAACCAUUACUAUGACAACAACCAUUUCACCAACAACCACCACCACAGUAAGAACAACCACUUCACCAACAACUACCACCAUGACACCAACAAUGCCAACCACUGUCCCUACAUCAGCAGAACCAACCACUGUUGCUAGUACAAUCGCAACCUGUGUUCCUGCAACAACAGCACCAACCACUGUUGCUACUACAAUGCCAACCAUGGUUGCUACAACAAUGCCAACCACUGCUGCUAUGAGAACAAUGUCAACCACUGUUGCUGUGACAACAAUAGCAAAGACUGUGGCUAUGACAACAAUGCCAGCAAUCACCACCAUGGCAACAACCACUACGCUGCCCACAGCCAUGCAUCUAAUUACCACCAUGCUGGAUAACCAUAUAUGGGAGAUCACACAAAGGCCGAGGGGAGAUGUACAUAUUCCAAGGAAUCCGGAGCAGAACAUGUUUGAGCUGGACUUUGAUGAUAUCGAGUUGGGGAACACAGCAGAUUUUGCACAUGAUGAUCCAGCUGCUGGCUCUUUGAGCUGCUCUUUUGAUCAGGGUUUGUGCAGCUGGAUGACGGAUUGGGACGGAGAUCUAUGCUGGGAGACUGUAGAUGAUCCACACGGUGGGCGGUACCUGGCUGUACCAGAGCCAAAGACAGGACGAAGUUUCAGAGGUGCGCGGCUCACCAUCCCUUUAGCCCCACCCACUAUUCCUACUUGGAAAAGGAAUGAUUUUUGCCUGGUGUUUAGGCACCGCCUCCAAGGUCUUCUCAUUGGCUCCUUACAGGUGUUUGUGAAAAAAGGGCAGGGCUACAGUCCUGCAAUCUGGACAAGGACAAGCGGACAAGGGUGGAGACACACCCAAAUCACACUGUGGGGGCAGGGCAUUGAAAGUGUGGUGUUUAAGGGAGAGAGGAGGAAGGGGCGGAGUGGGGAGAUCGCCCUUGACAAUGUGAGCAUACACAGAGGAGAGUGCAGUAACAGAGGAUGAGACUGACACACACACACACACACACACACACCAGAACUAUGAAUUAUUACAGAGGUGACCUCAAGUUUGGAGUUUAACACUCGACCACUCUACGCCGUAACCAUGGAUCCCACGCGCCACUGUGGAGUUCUGUCCUGGGGAUAUUAUGGGAUGGAAACAUUCACAGUAAAGUGGCUUUUCCACUACAUGCAGAAAACAAAUUGCUUUAAACAUGAAAAAAACAUUAUGUGUACUGGGAAUCAGUGAUGAGACCAGAGUGAAGGAUGAAAACCAUCCACAUACAGGACAUGUAAAUAUAUUUUUUAUUCUUGCACCACACUCUCUCUGGCCAAUAAGAGAGGAGGAGGCGUGUCUUUUAGUGCUUUAGCAAAACAUUUACACUGAUUUUAACACACUUUUCACAGGAUGAGUUUUAAACUUUAUUUAGCAGUUGUGUUGUGCAGGAUGUAACAGUAUAACAAACACAAGUGAUGGAACCUUUUUACAAGAACUUUUUCAUGGAUAUAGGAACUUUGUCCUAAAGCCAGGAACUUAUUUACAGGAACAUUUGAACAGUUACAGGAACUUUUUCAGAAUCACAUGGAAGUGUUUCUUAUUUCAUGACCACAAACUUUUUCACAAGAACUCAGGAACCUUUUUACAGGAGUACGGAAGCGUUCUUACAGGAACUUUUUCUUAGAUACAAGAACUGUUUUGUUUUUUUUUACAACAACACAGGAACAUGGACAAAGAAAAAUUUACCGGGUUUAGAAACCUAUUCAUGGACAAGGGAACUUUUUCCAAGAACUUUAUCAGAAUUGCAUGGAACUGUUUCUCAUUUCAGGACCACAGGAGCAAAACUUUUUCCAUAAUAUUAAAUUUCUCAUAUUUUUGCCUUCUGCUCAGUAGCAUAUACAAUUACAUCAAUUGUAUCUCUCUCUCUCUCUCUCUGUGUGAGAGAGAGAGAGAGAGAUCUGACUACCUGAGCUAUGGAAUGCUUUUAGAAGCCCCCCCACACACACACACACACCAUUAAAGUAUGUGUCUGAGAUUAAA
Neoarius graeffei (lesser salmon catfish) is the source of this 3090-nucleotide messenger RNA. Its product is annotated as nephronectin. NCBI's taxonomy places the organism in Eukaryota, Metazoa, Chordata, Actinopteri, Siluriformes, Ariidae. The transcript is spliced from 12 exons. The record is from RefSeq and is a predicted model, not a curated record. Gene Ontology annotation, cellular component: membrane. Gene Ontology annotation, molecular function: calcium ion binding. Bases 217 to 2055 code for a protein of 612 amino acids.